This is a messenger RNA of Halichondria panicea, 1883 nucleotides long. Its product is annotated as BOS complex subunit NCLN-like. The record is from RefSeq and is a predicted model, not a curated record. The transcript has 13 exons. Gene Ontology annotation, biological process: regulation of signal transduction. Lineage: Eukaryota; Metazoa; Porifera; Demospongiae; Suberitida; Halichondriidae. Gene Ontology annotation, cellular component: endoplasmic reticulum membrane. The coding region runs from base 84 to 1784 and encodes 566 amino acids.
CAGCCUAACCACGUGUGUUCUGGACACUAAGAUUACUACAAAAUCAUCAUCUUGCUGCUCUUUUUAACAAAUUAUUUUGUAUCAUGGUGGUAGAUGUAGAAGGAGCUUGGGACCUGCUCAAAGGGGUACCUGUCACUCUGUGGAUGCUGUCAUCUGUGAUGUUGCUCAGUGCUCUGAGCCCAGCAUGUGCUGUGCACGAAUUCACAGCACACAGGAUGCAGCAGUUUGACUUGUAUGGCAACCAGUAUGGUUCUCGCAGUUCUUUGGUGAACAUGGAGGCCAGAGGGGAGGUAGCAAGCAUGCUGAACAGGAAAUGUGUUGUUGUGAGAUGGGCGGAGCUUUCAUAUGAGUCUUUUAUGGAACUUGUUGAGCGGGGUGCGGGUUCCAUAAUCAUUUUAUUACCUCUAGACAUUGUUUCUGUGGACAAAAAGAAAAUUAACGAGUGGCGACAACUGGAAGCAGAGCUACUGUUAACAAAGGUCCCUAUUCCGGUGUACUUUGUCCCUGAGGACACGGGGCUCACUCUGAUUCAUAACAAGCUGGCAAACAAUGCAGAGAAAGAGUCUAAGUCUUCAGUACUUUAUCGAAUACUUUCAACUUUUUACGAGGAUGGAUACCAGAUGACAAGUAGUGAUCAACAAGAAUCAAAACCUGACAAAGAUGUUGAAAUUCAUACCAUUACUGGCAAGCUGGUGGGCGCAGGUGUGGAACACAAGCUUCCUACUCUGGCAAUCUUAGCUCACUAUGAUACCACUGGGCUAGCCACUAGUCUCCCUUCCCACGCUGGAGCUAGUGGAGUGGCAGCAGUGCUGGAGUUAGCACGACUGUUCUCCAGGUUUUAUGCCGACCCCAAGCAACGGCCUAAGUACAACCUCCUCUUUGUACUGAGCGGGGGUGGGAAGUUCAACUACUUUGGUACCAAGCACCUAAUCUUUGAACAGAUGGAUAAUCAGGACGAUGAUGGUCUCCUGCCACAGGCAGAGUACACAAUGUGUCUGGACGAGAUUGCAUCAGGGGAUAGUCUCUUUGUGCAUGUCUCCAAGCCACCCAAAGAGGGUACCAAGCCUCAUAAACUACUCAAAACUCUUAAUGAGACAUGGGCAUACAUGUACCCAGACUCUCCUUUCCCCUUGGCCCACAAGAAGGUUAAACUAGGUGACGAGUUGUUAGCAUGGGAACAUGAGCAGUUCUCGCUGAAGAGACUACCAGCUGCCACUCUCUCUUCUCUGGAGAGCCACAGUGACCUCAGCAGACGUUCCAUGUUUGUGACCAGGUCUGAGAACAAUGUGGACAUUCUUUCUCGUAACGUCAAGGUCAUUGCUGAGGGAGUGGCUCGACACUUAUUUGAAGUCUCCUGUGAGAACUCGUCAGAUUGCGGUGAGGUGUUUGAAGGUAGCGAGAAUGGUGUCCAUACAGAUUUUCUCAAGGCAUGGAUGGAGUUUCUGGCCUCCAAUGCUCGCUCCCCUCAACUAAUGACUCAGGAACACCCUGUAGUAACAGGCCUUGAGCAGGCUCUUGGCAGAUAUGCUCACGAUGUUACUACCUACAGUCAUAAACCAGAUGGAUCGGAGCCUGAGUUUGUGGUGUAUGAUAUCUCCGAGACAAGGCUACAAGCUCACCGGAUAAAGCCUGCUUUAUUUGAUCUCUUUCUAGGACUGGCUAUUACAGCUUAUGGUUUCCUCUGGUACUUAUCUGUGCUGUUUUUCCCCACGGUUUGGCCCCUCAUCCAGUCAAUCCCCUUGCCGAUCCAAGUACGAACAAUCCGACCAACUAAAAUAGACUGACAUAAUUAUAUAAUAUUAUUUUGUAUGAAUUGCAGUAACUGCAUGCAUGUUGAGUAUGUACGUGUACCACCAGUACGUAUAAACGUGGCUCUGCUGUUA